This is a messenger RNA of Ruditapes philippinarum (Manila clam), 489 nucleotides long. RefSeq names its product guanylate-binding protein 3-like. The record is from RefSeq and is a predicted model, not a curated record. The transcript is spliced from 4 exons. Gene Ontology annotation, molecular function: GTP binding; GTPase activity. Lineage: Eukaryota; Metazoa; Mollusca; Bivalvia; Venerida; Veneridae. Bases 25 to 489 code for a protein of 154 amino acids.
UUGCAAGUGCUAGCGAAUAAAACGAUGUCAGACGUUUCCGAAAUAUACAAGGGAUUAGAUAUAUUUCAAAGGCCACAGUGUCUUAUAGAGACUGACAAAGAUGGGUUUUUAACAAUUGUACUGGAAACUGCAAAUCAGAUAAAACAAAUUACGUCUGCGGUGAAUGUGGUUGCUAUAGCGGGACUAUACAGAACUGGAAAGUCGUACCUUAUGAACCGUUUAGCAGGCGAAACAGAAGGUUUUGCACUUGGAAAAGCAGUCCAAUCGAAAACAAAAGGAAUAUGGGCAUGGUGUAGAGAACAUCCAACACAGAAGGCCCAAGUGUUGCUUCUUUUAGAUACUGAGGGAUUAGGGGAUGCUGAAAAGGGCAGUCAAGAUCAUGAUAACAAGAUCGUCAUCAUAUCUACAUUAAUAAGCAGUACGCUUGUUUACAAUAUGAUGACAGCAUUCAACCAAGAUACAAUCGAAAAGUUAACGUAUCCUUUCUGA